Yamadazyma jaroonii is the source of this 3078-nucleotide messenger RNA. The record is from the annotation of a GenBank genome assembly. NCBI's taxonomy places the organism in Eukaryota, Fungi, Ascomycota, Pichiomycetes, Serinales, Debaryomycetaceae.
AUGUCAGACCUAUUUAAUGAUGAUUAUAAUGGAGAUGAUUUUUUGAAUUCUAUCUUCGAUGAAUCACAAGGACAAGGAUCCAAUGAUCCUCCACCACCUGUACAACAGCCGGUUUCUCAACCUCCACCACCACAACCUCAGCCUCAAUCUCAACCACAACAAGUAAAUAAAGGAUUUCCAGAUAAUAAUUAUAUGAGACAGAAUUAUCAAUCAUUGGAUGCCAAUAAACAGGAACAAUUGAUGAAGAUGAGACAACAAAUCAUGCAACAACAGGUGCAGAAAGGUAAGAUGCCUCAGCAAAGAAAUCAAAUGAAUAUGAGUGUUAAUAUGAAUAAUGUCAGUCAACCAAACAGUCAACUGGGAAGUAGAGUUCCAAGUGGGUCGUUUAGUCCUAACUAUCCUGUGAAUUCACCAGGUAUUCAACAAUCACCCGUUCAACAUUCUCCACAAUCGUUUCAACAAUCACCUCCUCAAAGUUUCCCUCAACAUCAAGCUCAACAAGCAGCUCAAGCCCAAGCCCAAGCUCAAGCAGCCAGAAAUCAAUCUCAACAGAUACCACAACAAGCUCAACAGGGACAACAGGGCCAACAAGGACAACCGGGAAAAUCAGCAAAACCAACUAAUGCUCAAAUAGCUCAAUUCCAAUUAGAAGUGUUUAACAGAUCUUACCAUGACUUUAUGAAAAACCGUAAUACUCCAGUAGAGUCUGAACCUGUUAUCAACAAUAAAAAAAUUAAUUUAUUCUUAUUUUACUUGUUAAGUCAAAAGGCUGGUGGUCAACAAACAUUGAUCAAUGCCAUUCAACAUCCUAAUCCCAACCAAGUAUCCCCUUGGUCUGUUUUAGCAAGUAGAUUCGGUUUACUCGAAGGGGUUCAAGAUUCCAAUGUCAAGUCACAAAUUGAAAAGGAUUUGGGAAGAUGUUAUAUUCAAUACAUUUUCCCUUACGAAAAUUAUAAUCUUACUCCCGAAGGACAAAAAGAGAUUCAACAAAGAAAAAUGAUGAUUCAAAAACAAUUCUUGAGUAAUUUACAAAGACAACAAGGACCUCAACCUCCUAAUCAUCAAUCUCCUAUAGGUUCCAAUCAUGAUUCUCCUAUGGGUAAUUCUCCAAUGAUUCAACAAACUCAACCUGUACAAUAUAAUUCACCUCAAAUGAGAAGUACACCUCAUCCAAAUGAACCACCACGUAAAAUGAGUAGAAACAGUAAUUCUGCUUCCGGAUCUCCAAAUAUCGUUCAAUCUCCGUUUACUCAAGGUAAACCUUCAAGAUCAAGUAGUAUAUUACAAAAACAAAGAUCUCAAUCACCAGUUAUUGAAGGAGAACCAACAUACAUCAAAAACAAAAUAGCACAAAAGAGAAAUGUUGAAAGUUAUGGAGGUGUUGAUAUCAAAACUGUUAAUCAAGUGGGUACCGAAUUAGAUGUAGCCAGACCUAUCUAUUUAUUUGCUCCUGAAUUAGGAACUGUUGAUAUUCAGAGUUUGACGAUGUCUUUAAAGAGCAAUAUUGUCCCAAAUAAUGGUGAGAUAAUGAGUGCUUUGAAUACUUUAUUAGUAACCACCUCUGAACAAGGAACAAUAAUUGAUCUUAAUUAUUGUAUUGAAUUAUUAGAAAGUUUAUCUGAUACUGGGUUGAAAGUGUUAGAUAAAAUCAUUUAUAAUGUCAAAUGGGAUAAAGAAAAAGCUGGUGAAACUAUCAAUUAUGAUAAUUUGAAUUCUAAUUCAUCUAUUGAUGAAGUAUUCAACAAAUAUGUUAAUCCAGAAGAAAUGAGGGAUGAAGAUUUAAUGUUUAAUGUUGAUUCUGUCACUGGGAAAGUUAUUGAUGAAGAAGAUGAUUUAGAUGAUAUCUUCUCUCCAUUACUUGAAGUUGAUAAAAAACUCGAUAGUGAAGAUGAAGAUGAUGAAGAAGUUGAUGAAGAAGUACCUAAAUUUGAAUAUUCUGAUUAUGGGAAGAUUUUAAUGGAUUUCAAACUCGAAAAUAAAGAUCAUUUCAGUAAAUUACAAACCAAAAGUGCAGUUGAUGAAGAUCUUUUAUUGGUGGAUGAAUUAAUUACCAUCACCAUGAUCUUAAGAAACAUCUCUUUCCAUCCUGAGAAUAAGUCAAAGAUGAGUAGUAAUGAUAUCUUCAAAGAUUUAUUGUUCGGAGUCAUAAAGAUGGUUGGUAUUUAUCCUGAAAAGUUCUUAUUCAAUAGGAAAAGAUUAUGUUUGGCAAAAGAUUGUUUGUUUUUGUUAUAUAAUAUUUCUCAAGAUAUUGAAUUAAGAUCUUUGGAAGAAGCAUUCCUAUCAUUGACUUUGAUUUCAUCUUUUGGACCAAAUUUAUUUGAUUGUAAAUCAAUUCCGAUUGCUAAUGUUGAUAAAUAUUCUUAUUUACCCUAUGGUAUUGAUGCAUUAACUAAAUUAUUAGUAAGGGAACCUCACAAUAGAUCCUUCAUGAAAGCUAUUUUAACUGGAGAUUUCAAUAUUCAUACACCAAAUUCAAAUGUUAAAAUUGAAGAAAGUGAUAAAACAAUCACCAAGAAUCUUAUUGGUAAAUACCUUAAAUCUCAAGAUAUCACCAAUGGUGAAUUAUUAACGAGAACUUUCAAUUUAUUCCUUUGUAUUGUUCCAUUCAAUACCAAUAGUUUCGAAUUCUCCAAGGCUAUUAAUAUCAGAAUAUCAACAUUCACUCAAACAUUCUUUGGAGCUAAAAUCUUAAUUGAUUUGAUAAGUGAAGAAGAUUCUAAAUUUAGAAAUUUAUCCACGGAUUGGAUAUUAGAUAAUAGAAGAGAGAUUUUAAUCAACCUAGUUAAAGUUAUUAUAUCACUUUAUCCAGAAUCAGUAAAGAAUAAAUUGAUUGCUCUCGUGAUAUUGAAAUGUUUCAUUAUGAUUAAUUCCCUAUUAAAUAACACUGUAUUAUUAUUACAAGAAGACCCAUCAUCUGAUACCAAAGAAAAGAUAAAACAAGUUUUAUCUAUAAGUAAUCUUUAUCCUGAUAGGGAAAUUACUUUGGAGAAUUUGAUUAAUCCUGUAAAUGAUAAAAACUUAUCAAAUGAAUUGAUCAGAUUUUGGGGCUUACUUAAACAAAUCGAGUCUUAUGUAUAG